AUGAGAUCUCUGUUUCUACGAGGCCUAGCGGUCAUCGUAGCACUCUCCGGAGUAGUCGAUGCCAUCGCAACUGGCCCUCGUCAAUAUCGUCACCGACACCACGCAAAACGCUAUGAAAUUACUGACCCUGAGCACGCCAAUGCUAUAACGCAAAAUCCGUCGAAUGCUAAAGUACACGCCGGUCUGAACAAGCGUCAAGACUAUACAUGCGGUCCAGGCAGACCGUGCCAUAAUGGAGCAUGUUGCGGUCCUUCCGGGUGGUGCGGCUAUGGACCUCUAAGUUGCGGUACAGGCUGUAGCUCCAAUUGCGAUGCUAAAGCUGAGUGCGGGCAGUAUGCCGAGCCAGUAGGCAAAACAUGUCCAUUGAACGUCUGUUGUAGUCAGCAUGGUUUCUGCGGUACUACUACCGAAUUCUGCGAUGACAGCUGUCAAAGUAAUUGCGGAAAAGUCAACCGCCCUAGUGGUGGUGGUAAUGUAAGGAAGAAUGUCAUCGGGUACUAUGAAUCCUGGGCAGCCACUUCGAAGACAUGUAGCAGAAUGCAGCCAGAGGAAGUCCCAGCUUCUGGAAUGACCCAUUUAAACUUCGCCUUCGCUUUUGUCACGCCGGACAGCUAUGAUAUCAUUCCAAUGCCAAAUACCGACCCAAAACUAUUUUCCCGUACAACUGCUCUGAAAAGCACAUAUCCAGGCCUCGAAGUCUGGAUUAGUGUUGGCGGAUGGACUUUCAAUGAUAAUGGUACAAUCUGGCAACCAGUCUUCUCAGAUCUGGCAUCAACGCAGGCCAAGAGAAAGAAGUUCAUCAAUAGCAUCAUCAAAUUUAUGAUUCAGUAUGGAUUCGAUGGCUGUGAUCUUGACUGGGAGUACCCAGGUGCACCAGAUCGCGGCGGCCACAAAGCCGACGUUGAGAACUAUGUUGCCCUUAUGAAGGAGACCAAUGAUGCUUUCAAAGCUCAUCCUAAAAAAUUCGGUCUUAGUUUCACAGCACCAACUUCCUUCUGGUACCUGAGAUGGUUUGACCUGGAAAAGAUUCACCCUAAUGUCGACUUCAUUAAUGUUAUGAGUUAUGAUCUGCAUGGUAUCUGGGAUAGUACCAAUCCAAUUGGUGCACAAGUUUUAGGGCAUACUAAUAUGACCGAAAUUGACCUGGCCCUUGAUCUCUUCUGGAGAACUAAGGUUCCCUCUAAUAAGGUUCACUUGGGUUUCGGCUUCUACGGUCGGAGUUUCAAAUUAAAGAAUGCCGGAUGCUCCGAUCCUGGGUGCGCUUUCGAAGGGCCCGCUGAUGCCGGUCCAUGUACCGAUACCGCCGGAAUCUUAUCUUACAAAGAGAUCCAAUCUCUGAUUGCCGCAUCUGGUGGAGCAAAGCCAAAAUAUGACAAAACUGCUGAAGUGAAAUACCUUACUUGGGGUAGCGGUAACUGGAUUAGUUAUGAUGACAAAUCCACUUUCGAAGCAAAAGUGAGCUUCGGAAACAAAAGAGGCUUGAAUGGCCUCCUUAUCUGGGCUGUUGAUCAAGAUGAUACACAAUGGAACGCCAUUAAGGCCGUUACCGGACAAAGCGUACUCACCACGAAUGAGUUCCAGAACGUCCCGGAAUCAGACUUACUGCCGAGAGACUGUUACGUUACCGGUAUCUGCGGGACAGCUUGUGCAGCUGGUUACCUCCCGAUCACGGAUAAGAUUUAUAAUGCUCAUAAGGAUAGACUUCAUGAUCCCAAUGCCGACUUCGACCCAAAAAGAUGCGGUGGUAGCAAACAGCGAAGCUUGUGCUGCCCAUUCGCCAGUCGCCCGAAUAAGAUUAAGUGCCAUUGGCGAGGUAACGAGGGCCAUUGUAACGGUAGAUGCCAUGAUGGAGAAGUUUUCAUGGUUAACGACAAUCAGGGAGAUAACAAACACUCCUGCCUGAAGGGAUUGCGAGCGUUCUGCUGUGAGGUGGAAAACACCAAAAUUGUUCAAGCAUGCGACUACGGCGCCUGUGGUGCUGACUGCAGCGCUAUGGGUGAUAAAACUGUGCUCGUUGAAGGCGGGAAGGAAUACAACGGUUGCAAAAAGGGUGUUUCUAAACCGUUUUGCUGCACAAAGAAAUCUGGUGUGAAAACUUGCAACUGGUCGGGACAUGGUGCCGAUUGUGUAGAGCCAGUUUGCAAAUUAGAUCAAAUUCAGUUACGAACAUCUUCAAGAGGUGAUGCUGGUGGUACAUGCAGAUGGGGCAGAGAACGUGCGCUAUGUUGCAAUGCUCCUAAGGGGUAUUCCAAUUUCCUUCCGGUGAAGUUGGAGAUGGUUUUCCCAACUCUCCCCCCAACCGACUAUGAUCCAGCAUUUGGCCUCGUCCUCCAUGAUAACUCCGUCCCCAACCCCAGACAAGGACCAUUUGCUAUGGUUAUCGUCGUUGGACCUGCGGACGAUGUCAGCACAUUUUCCAAGCGAGACGGAUCGCAUAUGGAGCUUUUCGACUGCCCCAAAAUACGUAAAGGUGACAAUGGCAUUCAUAAGGCCAAAGCCGUCUGCCGAGGGGAUCCUGAAAACUGUAACCGAAUUUUCAAACUUGAUGGGGGUGUAGAGGGAACGUUUAUCAAGAUGCCUUUCCACUGUACAGGUGAUCGUUACGUUAGGGCUGUGCAUCUCAAGAAAGCCGAAGAUCAGACUUUGCCAGGUCGCCUUCUCCCAAGAGAUGUCACUUCCGAGGUUUACGAGUUUGCUUUCGACUACAAUUUUCACUUACGCAAGAGAGCUGCAAGCGAUGUCUCUGUCCGAAUCGACUACGCUUCACAAUAUAAGUAUUUUGACCAGUUUGUGGAAGGUGCUCCAUAUAACCGUAAGCGUUCAGAUGGCAUUCGCACAGUUGAGGAGAUGUAUGAGGCAUGGGAGGAUAUGCUUUCUGUACACCCGGAAACAAAUGUUAUCGAAAAACGUACUGCUGAAAACUGGCUUGAACACGAUACCCGUGUUCUCCACCCCAGAUUUCAUUCGACAAAAGCGGAAAAUUGGGAGCACCUCUGGGGACUCCUUCUUUUUGAUUGGGAAAUCAACACAACGAUGGACAAGAAAUGGGACUUCAAAGUUGAGAAAAAGCUGUUUAAAGCAGAGAAAUCUUGUACCUUCAAUGGUGGCAGCCUGAAAGCAGAAGCAUCUGCAGGAAUGAAGGUCGAGGGGUCUGCUAAGGUUUUGGCAGGUGCCAGUUUUGUGGGCAAAUUUACUACAAGUGGUAUCAACUUCGACGAGUCGUACGCUUUCUUCGGCCAUGAUCUCACUGUUACUAUGGGGCUUGACAUGAGCUUGACUGGACGCCUCAAGUUUGAUCAAACAACGUUUGGCUUCCCCAAAGAUGUGGACGUGAACAUUAAUAUUGGUGAUGCGUUUAACGUCAAAGGAAUCCUCGAAGUUGUGCCCGUUAUUGGCGCGAGAAUGUCUUUAUCUGGUGACUUGACCACAUCAGCUACCGUCAAUUGGGAGCAAGGAAUGAACUCUAAAUACGGCUACUCCUUCCCAAAUCAUAAGCUCGGAGUUCCAAAUGACGACCCAGAUUUCAAGGGCGGUUCCUUCAAGAUCAUUGGUAAUAAGAAGAUCGGGGCAGCCGCAAGCGGAACACUAACUUUCAAGAUUGCUCCUUAUGUGCAACUCCAACUUUCGGUCGGAAGCCUUAAGGGAGACUCGACAGUCGCUUCUUUGUCUAUUGAAGGUCGCUUCCCAAGUGAACUAAAUGUCAACCUCCAGUCUGAUUCCAGCUGUAACGGUGUCAAAAUGGGCCUGUCCGCGAAAUUCUCCGGAGAAAUCGAGGGCAUCGGCAGUGCUGGACUUAAGGAUGUUGUAUCGUCAGCCAGGGUUCUAAGUCUUUUCAAUACUAACAAGAAAACGAUUUCAUCCCCAACUUGUUACAGUUUCAGAACCGGCUCAAACAAGAAGAUGCGAAAGCGAGAAUACAUCUGGGAUAACACAACCUUGGGGGCCGAAAACGAAGCAUCACUACUCGGGAUUGAGGAGUACUCCCAUACCAAACGUCGCUCGCUUGCUAAGCGUGCCGAUGGAUUUCUCUAUAACCUCGGAAACUCCUUCAACUGUCCAGAGGGCGGCGACGGUGAUGAUAAUGAUGUGUGCGAUACACCACUUGGAGACGAUUUCGCAGAUGCCUUCACCGAUGCUUACGGAGACCGAGAAGAUGAUCCGUCCGAUGCUUCGCGCAAAAAGAGAUCAGAGGACCACCAUUGGCAGAACGCUUUCAUGGAGGAAGUUGGUCAAGCAAUUCAAAAAUUUAAAGAUAAUGGCGGUAAUUUGACCGACCAGGAGUACUGGCGUCAUUUUGGCAGAGUUGCAGAGAGGCGGGGAUUAUUAAGAAAGCGUGCUGUCUCAAAUUGGGAACCCCCAGCACCAUAUGGACCCUUCCACGGCAGAAGACUGCAGAAGGUUUGCCCAUUUGGAACCAACGCUUUUACUUGGGGUCCCGGUGACUACAAGGCUUGGCCACAUCAAGUUAGGGGUAUGACAGUUUAUGAUAGAGCGACCGGCUGUGAUGAAGCUCCUCACUUGGAAACCUACCCAUUGACCGAUACCGCUCCGGAAAGAAAAGGCAGAAAUCUUCACAUGGCCACCGAACAUAUACUUGAGCUUCAAAACUUCAACUCUUUUUGGAUCUGGGUCACCGAUAACGCCAACAGACAACCUUUCGCGCUACUCAAUAACUAUGACACCAGCAGAAGGGGGGCUUGCGACCGUCUGGAAGAAAAGUUCUAUGAACCCAACCAUAGCGGCGAAUAUAGGCCUAUCGGUCUUCUUGCUCUUGGUGUAUUCCCGAACAACAUCCAGCAUCAUGCCAACAACCUCGGAGAGUUUGUCAUUCUAGAAAGCCCUACGAACAAAGUCAAGAUGAGUUUGAUGGGUGGUGGAACGGUUCGACGUGACGCAUAUAUGACUAGUCAUAGUCUCAAGGAGCAAUUGACGGUGUUGAAGUCGUGCUUGUUGGUCUUCAAGUACCUUAGAGACCCACCAGUGAAGUCAAACUUUGAGGCCCAAGUCCGCAGAAUGGGUGCCGGCCUUCGCUUCUUAGAGGAUGAUUAUAUUCCCAGGACUGAUCUCGGUCCUUAUCCAGGAUAUGAUUUGGAUGAUUCUUGGUAUGACUAUGUGAAGAAUAAGGUGGUCGCUGACCUCAAUCGUAUUGGCGAGCAGUUCUUGCGCGACCAUUUGGCAAGAUUGAUGCCAAUAUACGGCAGCCCGCGACCCGGCGAGAGUCAGCAAGACAUCCAGAACCGACAGGCGCUUAAUAUGUUGAACACUGCUUUCCAUAAUACAUGGUUACCAUUCAAUCCAAGCAUUCCUUGA
Orbilia oligospora ATCC 24927 is the source of this 5310-nucleotide messenger RNA. RefSeq lists its product as uncharacterized. Bases 1 to 5310 code for a protein of 1769 amino acids. Gene Ontology annotation, molecular function: chitin binding. The transcript has 29 exons. The record is from RefSeq and is a predicted model, not a curated record. Gene Ontology annotation, biological process: carbohydrate metabolic process. NCBI's taxonomy places the organism in Eukaryota, Fungi, Ascomycota, Orbiliomycetes, Orbiliales, Orbiliaceae.